UGCCCUGCGAGUGGCAGCAAAGCACCGCUGAGCGUUGGCGCUACAACACAACACAGCAGAAGAAGUGUGAACACUUCAGUAGAUUUACGGAUGCAGGGAAAUGGGUUUGCCUGAAUCUUGCUGACCUUUAAUGCUGACUGGCCCCUCCAGCCAUCUAACAACAUGCAAGGAUUCUACUCCAAGCUCGACUCCUCCCCUUCUUCGUCCCCCUUGUUGGGACCUGGCCUCAGGGGAGAUGGUGCUCCCGUACCUCUCAGCCUGGCUCUGGAGACGGAGAGAGCUCAGGCCCUCCUGCAGACUUUCAGUUCCGCCUCCCUGCUGGCGUCGGCAGGACUCGGGAUGUUCUGUGUGGUGGCAGACCACGUCCUACAGCUGUCUGUCAUACAGCAACACUUGUGGCUGCGUGCUGUCUUGGACAACGCCACGCACGGAUUGGUGGGGCUGUGGUCAUGGGCGGUUGUUAUUGGACUGAGGAAAAAGAGCGAUUUAUAUGAGGUGUUACUCGCAGGGCUCCUGGCAUCAAUCAUAGACCUGGACCACUUCUAUAUGGCUGGAUCCUUAUCACUCAAGGCUGCUGUCUCACUCCCUCAGCGUCCACCGCUGCACUGUUCCUCUCUCAUUCCCAUCAUCUGUCUCAGUCUCCGCUUCCUCAUGUGGCUCGGGCGCCUCAAAGACGCUUGGUGCUCCUUGCCAUGGAUGCUUUUCAUUUCCAUGGUGACACACCACGUCCGGGAUGCAGUGCGCCACGGCCUGUGGGUGUGCCCAUUCGGCAACACGGCGCCGAUCCCAUACUGGUUAUACGUCAGCACCACGGCGACGCUCCCUCACCUGUGUUCAGUGCUCAUGUACCUGACGGGAACCAGAGAUGUGAUAUUCACUAAACACGGGGUGGCCAUCGAUGUUUAAGGCAUCACCAACUUUGGAUCACCUUUGGAUAAAAAUGUUCUUAGCUAUUUAAAAUAAUUAUCAAAUACCUUUAAAUUCUGAAGAACACGUAUAUAUGGCUAUGAAGACAUUUUUCAGUUCAUUUGACAUAAAUAAUGAAAACUUUUUGUUUUCUUUUCUCACAAAGAAUGAGAAAGCUCAUUAUAUUAUAAGGAAAGCAGUAAACGUUUGACUUUUCAUUGGUGGAGAUGGCUGUAAAAUACUAAAUUAGCUUUUUGAAAUGGGAACAUCCCAAUAUAAGUGCCAAUCACUGUUAUUGUUUGUUUGUUUGUUUGUUUUCCUUUUCAUGGCAUGGAUUUGUAUCAGAAUCCUCUUCAAUAACCUAGGGACUAAAUGUAAAGAUGUGAACCCUCUUUUUACUCAUAUCUUUUUUACCAGGGCCUGCCCAACUUUUUGCUCACCUACACAACACCUCACAGACUUAAACCCCGAUGGAGGUUCAUCACUUUUACUGUCACUAUCCAGCCUCAUUCAAAGGGCGCUGAAGGAAACGUCAACCAAAGG
Messenger RNA from Haplochromis burtoni (Burton's mouthbrooder), 1449 nucleotides. RefSeq names its product transmembrane protein 267 (gene tmem267). Lineage: Eukaryota; Metazoa; Chordata; Actinopteri; Cichliformes; Cichlidae. The transcript has 3 exons. The record is from RefSeq and is a predicted model, not a curated record. Bases 163 to 906 code for a protein of 247 amino acids.